CUCGAACAAUACACCCGAGUACACAUUUUUUAAUGUUGGGACGUAACAAAUAUUAAUGCUGUAAGAUCUAUACUCGAUAUCCCAAAUAACGUGACAGAAGCCGUAGUAUAAAAAAAAAGCUCCGAAAAAAGUGUUAAUAUUAAUUAAUAUGACACUAGUGUAGGACACCGAGUUAGAAUACUCUUUGUAUGUUAUUUUUUUUAUAUAAAACUCGCAACACCGAUCCUCUUCAUGUUUUUCAUACAAAAGUAUUAAUUAAGUCAGCUUUAUUGUCAUAUGUAUCGCAGUGUGGGUAAAUAAGAUGCAGUCGGUUACUACAAUAUUGACAAAGCGUACAGGAGUAGAAGACGGGCUUUCACAACUACAUUUGUUGUCAUUGGAUUGUGCAAAUUAGGUAGUAUAGUGUUUGCUACACCUAAUGAUUGUGGACAACGUAAAAACACAACCCUAGCAGGGGGGUCAUGCUCGUCCAAUCUUUAUUCAGCAUGCCCCAAAAACAUCCACGACCUUUCAUCUCCACAAUGGCCGCUCUCCGCUGAUUCAUCCAAUGCUGUAGACUUGAUGAGUGCGGUCCAUUUCUAGGUCAGUGAAAAGCAUACUAAGCUGCUGAGUUGAAUAGGCCGCAGGGAGGGUAGGGGCCCCUGUUAUCCAAAAACAUACUAAACUAAAAGCCCAUUUGAACAUCGCACAGCCACGGAUGCCUUGGCACGAAGCAGCAGCUCAAUUUGUCUCAAGCACGAUGACAGCGCCUUAUUUCCCAGCGAGGUCAGUCCUUUUCCGCAAGGAAUCGAAUGGGGUGACCUACAGAGUACCGGCGUUGCUUUACCUGCCCCGAUGCAGCUCCUUCCUGGCCUUCUGCGAAGAGAGGCUCAGUCCGUCCGACUCCCAGGCUCACCUGCUGGUCAUGAGGAGAGGGACUUUCUACAGGAACUAUGUUGAGUGGGAAGACAUGAAUGCACUCGGAACGGCCUACUUGCCGGGCCACCGCUCCAUGAACCCGUGCCCGGUGUACGACGACUUCACAGGUACCCUCUUCCUAUUCUUCAUCGCCAUUCUGGGUCACACCACCGAGUCCUUCCAGCUGGCCACGGGGAAGAACUUAACGCGCCUCUGCUACGUCUCCAGCACGGACAAAGGUGUCACGUGGAGUCCGGCCACUGACCUCACACAGCAGGUCAUAGGAGACACCCUCAAAGAAUGGGCCACCUUUGCGUUAGGCCCAGGCCACGGCAUCCAGCUCAAGUCCGGUCGCCUCCUCGUCCCCGCCUACGCCUACCACAUCGAGUGCAAACAGUGUUUCGGAAAGCUGUGCCAGACGUCCCCGCGCUCCUUUUGCUUCCACAGUGACACCCAUGGGCGAACCUGGUGUUUCGGGGAGACUGUCCCGGGCCCCGAGACCGUAGAGUGCCAGGUAGUGUCAGUGGAUGAGGAGGACGGGACCAAUUUCUUGUACUGCAAUGCGCGCAGCAGGCUGGGUUUCAGGGUGCAGGCCUUAAGUCUGGAUGACGGGGCCACCUUUCAGGAGGGUCAGCUGGUGCAGCGGUUGGUGGAGCCUCGGAAUGGUUGUCACGGGAGCGUGGUGGGAUUCCCAGCUCCGCUACAUUUACAUCUUGAUCUACGCUCAGCCUCACGCCAACUCACCCAGUCCUCCAAACAUGAUUUGACCUCUCUCGUCCCAUCACAAAAAACGACCUCGCCAGAUUUCCUCUCCCCUACAUGGGUGGUAUACUCCCACCCAACAUGGACCAGCGCACGGAAGGACCUAGGUGUCUUCCUGAGUCUUUACCCCCGCGACCCCGACAGCUGGCGCGGGCCCUGGGUGAUCUACGAGGGUCCGUGCGCCUACUCUGACUUGGUGUACGUGGAGCUGCCCCCGUCGUACGGCUCCCCUCCUGCCGUGGCCUUCGCCUGCCUGCUGGAGUGCGGCGCUAGGACUGCCUACGACGAGAUCUGUUUCUGCAUCUUCACGCUCUAUGAGCUCAUCGAUAACCUCCCGCCAGGCAAUCCCCUUGUACAUCGUGAUUAUAACAAACAGCAAAGGCAUGAGGCCAACACAGGCGGGUGUGAGGUUCUACACGUGAAGAAGAGGAGAAGGAAGCUUGGUGACUUUUGUGCUCUGUCUUAAAUUGAGUUUAUAUACUUUGUCCAAUCAUAAGUCGUACAAUGUUCUUUUAUUUAACCUGUCCUCUGCUAUUGGUUAAAAAAGGUCUAAAGGUAUUAUGGCGCCAUCUGAUGGAUAAUUGGUGUUAUUUUUUCUUUUAAUUUAUUGAAGGCGUUUCGGAUUUUUAAUUAUAGUUAGUUUUUCAUUUGUUUUGAAUUGUAUUUGAAUUCAAUUAGUUUUAAAGUUUUUAGAGUGUGUGUGUGUUAGGAUUUAUUGGGGUUUUUUUUUCAAAUGACUGACUGAUGUUCUACUUCCUGUACGUCAGUACAUCAAUGCCAAAAUAAAUACAUUUAAAAUGACCCACGAAAGCCUAUUUAUGACAAUGACAAAAGCAUUUUUGCUGCAGUUACCGAUAGUUUUACUUGGUUCUAUAGAUGUAAUUUCAGGUAGUUUUCGUUUUCUAAAAAAGCAUUUUCAUUUUCAUUUUAUGACAUCAACGAAAAAGCUUUUAAAAUUUCAGUUGUAGUUAUUUUGUUUUGUUUCGUUACUUAUAUCUUGCGGCAGUGAACCAAGAAUAUGUUUUACUUCUUUCCUGAUGCAGCUACAGUACUAAAAGCUGGUGUAGUUUCCGUUGCCGUUACAAUUAGCCUGUAUUCUCUAAUACAAUUUAUUUUGUGUAAAUGCCAAAACGUUACUUCAAUGAAUUUAUACUGUUUGUUUGUAUUGACUUAAAUAACUACUGAAUACAGUCGUUUAUGUGACAUGGUUUCAUAAUUGUGCACAUGCUAGUUGUAUGUUGAUGAUACUUGCUGAUUACAGUACUGUAUUCUUUGUUUUGUUCCAGACCACAGGAAAUAAAUCAAUACAAAUGGAAGAGCAGUCUCCAUAUUAGAGCUUAGCUGCUAUAUUGUUGCAUCAAUAGGCAAUUAUGGACCCUUGUUUGGGGGUCACCGGCGGUUAUGGAUUUUCGCUAUUCGUGGGUUACGUGCCUGCCAGGUGUCUUCAACUGGUGAGUAGUUUCAAUUGAUUUUGGUUUCAUUAUACAGUGGUUAACUUUGCUUUAUACUUCAAUAGGCACGUUCAAAUGUUAUUUAAACACCGCCAGUCCAUUCAGUUAAAUUGUUAUGAUGGUGACAAAUUGAAUCAUUCAUUCUCCAUUCCAGGAAUAGAUGUUUUGGUUCAAUUUUGCCCACCUCUUUAAAAAAGACAGGGGCAACAUCAAUUACAAAGAGAAUUGCUGGAAACUUUUAAGAAUAAAAAACAAAGAACACACGCGCUUCAAUACUUCCUAGAAUUGUGCACACUCAAGUCUAUCAACAGACAUUCCAUCCGAGGCCACUUCCCUGCUGACCGACUUCUUUGGCCUUAGAUGUCUUCAUUUGCAAUGUCAGUGUAUUUAGCAAAUUUGGUCCUAGUGUGUUCCUGUGUGUGACGUGUGUAUCCUGCCUGUUUAUACAAGGGUUGCGUGUGGUCUUGAAGUGUACUGCAUUUGCCUGCACUGUUGUCAAUUCAACUUGAAUUUUGUGUACUCGCCACCGUGCACUGAUGUUGGUUAUGGAAAUGUGAUUCAUUUUAAAC
This is a messenger RNA of Hippocampus zosterae (dwarf seahorse), 3679 nucleotides long. It is a transcript of the gene neu4, whose product is annotated as sialidase 4. Lineage: Eukaryota; Metazoa; Chordata; Actinopteri; Syngnathiformes; Syngnathidae. Gene Ontology annotation, biological process: oligosaccharide catabolic process; ganglioside catabolic process. The transcript has 4 exons. The record is from RefSeq and is a predicted model, not a curated record. The coding region runs from base 698 to 2125 and encodes 475 amino acids. Gene Ontology annotation, cellular component: lysosome; membrane; cytoplasm. Gene Ontology annotation, molecular function: exo-alpha-sialidase activity.